CCCAGCAAGUCCGUCAUCUCCCUGACCUUCACACUGCCCCCUCCGCCGUACUGCGAUGACAUACCGGCGGCUGACGCAGAGGAAACUGAGAAGUCGCGGGGGCACCGGCGCUGCCACUCGCUGCCCUGCACGCCGCCCUGCACGCCGCCUCCUCACCUCAUGUCAGCGCCGAACUGUCUUCACCGAGGAGCUGACGUUUGAGACGGACACCUUAAAAGACACGAGCGAGGGGGAGGGGAGGAGUCUGGCUGCAGGGGAUUCGGGGCUUCCGCUGUCUCUGGAUUCGCCGUCGCUGAACCUGCUGGACGCAAAAGAGGAGCGGGAGGAGGAGCCUAUGGAUUGCAGCAGCUCACCGGACACACAGGAUGCAUCUUCUCCUUACUCCAAACCGCCUACACCUCCCUCCCAGUCCUCGACGCCCUUCCAGCCCUCCACACCUCCCCUUUCAAAUGGCUGGGGUUCAGCUGUCUCCAAUGGGCCCCCCUGCCUUCCGCCUCUCCCCAGCUUGGACAACCACAACGUCGUCGUGAGCCGACCUCUCGGCUGGACCGCUGCUGCCAAGUCCCCCAACAACAACAGCUACCACUCCCCUCCCAGCGACCCCGCCGGGUCCUCCCUGUUUGGCUCCGGCAGCGGACAGUCUCUGGACCAGGAGGAGGUGAUCUCCUGUCCCGGCUGCUACGUCCCCCAGCAUUGGCUGACUGAAGACGAGGAUUUCUGCAACCAGCAGAGGACCUUCAGUGGGGAAAAGGAGGAACCAGAACUUCCAAAGUCUAAUGAGGAGCCGGAGGAUCCAGAACCUCCACAGAUUGAAGAGGAGCUAGGAGAGCUCCGCAUCAGUCAGGAUGAAGAGCAGCUUUAUCUGAGCAGGAGACUGAUACCAAUGAGGACAAUGAGGACAGUGAGGCAGAUCUUAACAAUCAGCAGAGUUUUGAUGUAA
This is a messenger RNA of Oryzias melastigma (Indian medaka), 940 nucleotides long. RefSeq lists its product as uncharacterized. Bases 56 to 940 code for a protein of 294 amino acids. The record is from RefSeq and is a predicted model, not a curated record. The transcript is spliced from 3 exons. Lineage: Eukaryota; Metazoa; Chordata; Actinopteri; Beloniformes; Adrianichthyidae.